Messenger RNA from Cyprinus carpio (common carp), 6505 nucleotides. RefSeq names its product rho-associated, coiled-coil containing protein kinase 2a (gene rock2a). The record is from RefSeq and is a predicted model, not a curated record. Gene Ontology annotation, molecular function: ATP binding; small GTPase binding; Rho-dependent protein serine/threonine kinase activity. Bases 794 to 5005 code for a protein of 1403 amino acids. Gene Ontology annotation, cellular component: cytoskeleton; cytoplasm; centrosome. The transcript has 32 exons. Gene Ontology annotation, biological process: embryonic morphogenesis; regulation of cell junction assembly; smooth muscle contraction. Lineage: Eukaryota; Metazoa; Chordata; Actinopteri; Cypriniformes; Cyprinidae.
CGGACAUCGCUAGUUGAUGUCAGAGAAACGAACUCGAGGCUCGAGCUACCUGCAGGAACACCGAAGAACCGAUCCGCAGAACCGGCGCGAGCGACCUAAUCCACUAACGACAUGUGCAGACACUUUAGGAAAGCGCUUGCGAGUAACUUAAAAUAAAUAACUUUAUCAGGAAUUAUUAAUAAUACAUAUAAUACGCGCCGGUUCCGUUUCACGUCGUAGUUUAGUGUGUUGCAGGAAUGCGUUGGAGUUUGUGGUCUGUUCGACUCCAACAGAUGCUCGUCUUUGAACAACAGCGACGUUGUUUAUGAAUUGGGGAAGAUUUGAAGUCAGGCUAGCCAGUCCGGAGCGCCCGGGAGAGGAGAGGGGGAGAGGAGACGAGACGAGGGGAGGGAGGAGAGCGGAGAGAGGCGGGGAGGGGAGGAGAGGAGAGGGGCGCCCAGAAAACGCCCUGCUGCUGAAUCCUCUCAAAAUUAAAACUUUAUCGCGCCAUUAACGGUACGCUCGCACUGAAGGAUGAGAAGUUUGGCUCCUCUCAAUUGUUUAAAGUAGCCACUUCAUAGAUUGUUUUGAGGGGGAAAGUUUGGAAAACCUCAAUUGUUCCCAUUGGAUUAAUGUUAUUUUUUUCCGCUUUAUUCUGGACAAGCACGGGGUACUUUUUGGAGGGCGGCGAGUUGGAGGCUGUAUAGGCCCGCUGCUCGACAACUUGAAAUAAGAUCUCGCAUCUUUAAUGUGAACCAGAAAAGUUGUGCAGAUCGCUCUUCGUUGCUCAGACUGGCGCCAGGACAAGGCAAAAAUGUCGCUAGGAGCGGAGAGAAGGAUGGAAAACCGGUUGAGAAAACUGGAAGCCAUGCUCAAAGAGCCGCGGUCUGCGAUCAACUUGGAAAGUUUGCUGGACUCCAUGAAUGCCAUGGUUUUAGAUUUGGAUUUUCCAGCCUUGCGUAAAAAUAAGAACAUUGAGACCUUCUUGAACAGAUAUGAGAAGGUUAUGGGACAUAUGAGGGAGCUCCAGAUGAAGCCAGAAGAUUUUGACCGAGUGAAGGUGAUCGGUAGAGGAGCAUUUGGAGAAGUCCAGCUGGUUAGGCAUAAGGCCUCUCAGAAGGUGUAUGCAAUGAAGGUGCUCAGCAAGUUUGAAAUGAUUAAACGCUCAGAUUCUGCCUUCUUUUGGGAGGAGCGUGACAUCAUGGCGUUUGCUGACAGCCCAUGGGUCGUACAGCUGUGCUGUGCGUUCCAGGAUGACCGUUCUCUCUACAUGGUAAUGGAAUACAUGCCAGGAGGAGAUCUUGUCAAUCUCACCAGUACAUAUGAUGUUCCAGAGAAGUGGGCAAAGUUUUACACUGCUGAGGUUGUGUUGGCUCUGGACGCCAUUCACUCAAUGGGCUUUGUUCACCGAGACAUCAAACCAGACAACAUGCUGCUGGACUGCUACGGACACCUCAAACUUGCCGACUUUGGGACCUGCAUGAAAAUGGAUGGGACGGGGAUGGUUCAUUGUGACACUGCGGUCGGAACCCCUGAUUACAUCUCGCCGGAGGUUCUCAAGUCUCAGGGAGGGGAUGGAUACUAUGGACGCGAGUGUGACUGGUGGUCAGUGGGAGUAUUUAUCUACGAGAUGCUGGUUGGUGAUACACCGUUUUAUGCCGAUUCUCUGGUGGGGACCUACAGUAAGAUUAUGGACCAUAAGAACUCUCUUAACUUCCCUGAUGACGUUGAGAUCUCUCAAGAAGCCAAAAACAUCAUCUGUGCCUUCCUAACAGAUAGGGAGGUUCGACUGGGCCGAAAUGGCGUAGAAGAAAUUAAAAGACAUCCUUUCUUCAAAAACGACCAGUGGACCUUCAGCACCAUUAGAGAGACUGCAGCACCUGUGGUUCCAGAGCUGAGCAGUGACAUAGACACCAGUAAUUUUGAUGAGAUAGAGGAAGAUAAAGGAGAAGUAGAGACGUUUCCCACACCCAAAGCCUUCGUUGGCAAUCAGCUGCCCUUUGUGGGGUUCACUUACUUUAAAGAAGACCAGUUGUUGAAUGCUGUUAACAGUUCAGCAAUGAAAAAAGAUCCAGUAUCCAAAACAGAGGACAGUUUAGCUCUCCAGAAGAAACUUCACUCUCUAGAAGAGCAGCUCAACAAUGAAAUGCAGACCAAAGAUGAGUUGGAGCAAAAAUACAGAAGCAACUGUAGCCGCCUAGAGAAGAUCACCAAAGAGCUUGAUGAAGAAAUAAAUAGCAGAAAAGGGUUGGAGACGACUCUGAGACAGUUGGAGAGAGAGAAAGCUCUCCUGCAGCACAAGAGCGUGGAGAGUCACCGCAGGGCAGAGAGUGAAGCCGACCGCAAACGCUGCUUAGAGAAUGAAGUGAACAGUCUGAGGGAUCAGCUGGAUGAAAUGAAGAAGAAAAACCAGAACUCACACAUCUCCAAUGAGAAGAACAUCCACCUGCAGAAACAGCUGGAUGAGGCAAAUGCGUCACUGCGGGCAGAAUCUGAUGCUGCUGCGAGGCUGCGUAAAGCUCAGACAGAGAGCUCAAAACAGCUGCAGCAGCUGGAGGCUCACGUGAGGGAACUGCAGGACAAAUGCUGUAUGCUGGAGAACAGCAAGCUUACACUAGAGAGGGACAAUAUCAGCCUGCAGGCCGCACUGGACUCAGAGAAACGAGAGCACACGCAGGGCUCUGAGACUAUAUCUGAUCUACAGGCACGCAUCUCUGGUUUGGAGGAGGAAGUGAAACAGGUGAGACAGGCCCUAUCUAAAGCUGAGACGGAGAAAAGGCAACUCCAGGAGAAGCUUACAGACCUGGAAAAGGAGAAGAGCAAUAACCAGAUUGACAUGACCUAUAAGCUGAAGAUUCUGCAGCAGGGUUUGGAGCAGGAGGAGGCGGCACACAAGGCCACAAAAGCUCGACUUGCUGAUAAGAACAAGAUCAGCGAGUCCAUCGAAGGAGCCAAAUCUGAGGCUGUAAAGGAGCUGGAACAGAAGCUGCAGGAGGAACGUUCCUCUAAACUGCGCGUAGAGAACAGGGUGUUAGAACUGGAGAAGAAGAACUCCAUGCUCGACUGCGACUAUAAACAGUCACUGCAGAAACUAGAGGAAUUGCGACGACACAAAGAGAGACUCACAGAAGAGAUGAAGAAUCUAAGUCUGAAGAUUGAGCAAGAGAUUCAGAAACGUGCUUUGACUCAGAAUGACCUAAAGGUUCAGAACCAGCAGCUCAGCACCCUGCGAACUUCAGAGAAACAACUCAAACAGGAGAUAAACCACCUGUUGGAAAUCAAACGCAGCCUGGAAAAGCAAAAUAUGGAAUUGCGCAAGGAGCGUCAGGAUUCUGAUGGACAGAUGAAGGAACUGCAGGAUCAGUUGGAGGCAGAGCAGUAUUUCUCUACGCUGUAUAAGACACAGGUGCGGGAGCUGAAGGAAGAGUGUGAAGAGAAAAAUAAACUCUAUAAAGACAUGCAACAGAGUCUACAGGAGCUACAGGAGGAAAGGGAUUCUCUUGCGGCCCAGUUAGAGAUCACACUAACGAAAGCUGACUCAGAGCAGCUGGCACGCUCCAUUGCAGAGGAGCAGUAUUCCGACCUGGAGAAGGAGAAGAUCAUGAAGGAGCUGGAGAUCAAAGAGAUGAUGGCCAGACACAGACAGGAGCUUGCAGAAAAAGACACCACCAUCACCUCAUUAGAGGAAGCUAAUCGCACAUUGACGAAUGAUGUGGCAAACUUGGCCAAUGAGAAAGAAGAACUGAACAACAAGCUAAAGGAAACACAUGACUACCUGCAGAAUCUCAAGAAUGAAGAGCAGUCCAUCGUUCAAGUGAAACUAGCUCUUGAGAAACAGCUUCAGUCAGAGAGAACUCUCAAAACACAGGCGGUGAACAAGCUGGCAGAGAUCAUGAAUAGAAAGGAGGUCAGAGGCGGUGGAAGUCGCCGUGGAAAUGAUACAGACGUGAGGAGGAAGGAGAAAGAAAACAGGAAGUUGCAGCUGGAGCUGCGUUCCGAGAGGGAGAAGCUCAACAGCUCUAUCAUCAAAUACCAGAGAGAAAUCAACGACAUGCAGGCGCAACUGGCAGACGAGUCUCAGGUGCGUGUUGAACUGCAGAUGGCCCUGGACAGUAAAGACAGCGAUAUCGAGCAGCUGCGCAGCCUGCUGAACUCUCUUAACGUCCAGUCGCUCGACUCUGCCAGUAUGAGCAGCGGCCCAGAUAUGGACACUGAUGAAUCACUACCAGAGACAAGACUGGAGGGUUGGCUAUCUUUACCAGUGAGGAACAACACCAAACGAUUUGGGUGGGAAAGGAAGUAUGUUGUGGUGAGCAGCAAGAAGAUUCUCUUCUACAACAGUGAGCAGGACAAAGAGCAUUCGAAUCCUUACAUGGUGUUGGACAUAGAUAAACUUUUUCAUGUGCGUUCGGUAACCCAGACGGACGUCUAUCGUGCUGACGCCAAAGAGAUCCCCAGAAUAUUCCAGAUCUUGUAUGCUAAUGAGGGAGAGAGCAAGAAAGAACAAGAACUGGAAGCUCUUCCUGGGGACAAGUCCAGCUACAUUUGCCAUAAGGGUCAUGAGUUCAUUCCCACCCUGUACCACUUCCCAACGAACUGUGAAGCCUGUACCAAACCCCUGUGGAACAUGUUUAAACCACCUCCAGCUCUCGAAUGCAGACGAUGCCACAUCAAGUGCCACAAAGACCACAUGGACAAGAAAGAGGAAGUCAUUGCUCCCUGUAAAGUGAACUAUGACGUGUCUACGGCUAAAAAUCUGCUGCUGUUAGCAUUGUCUCAGGAGGAACAGCAGAAGUGGGUUAGUCGGCUCAUGAAGAAGAUCCCCAAAAAACCUCCAGCACCAGAUGCCCCUCACCGCUCUUCUCCCAGAGUUCCUGUUAAAGUACAAAACAGUCAAUCCUUGAAGAGGUCCAGCCGGCAAAUACCCCCCGGCAAACCCAGGCCUCUGGAUUCGGAGCUUCAGGACUGGCACUGGGCUCUGGAUGACCUGGAUGAUGUAGAUUAUGACCAUACGUUUAAUUUCUGAGGAGCAUGUGUAGGGUGGAAACACGUCCCCCUCGACUGGACACGCCAAAGAUGAGGCGAGAAGACUCCACCAACAGCCUUCUGAUCAAAUGAGUCCGUUUGAUUACCAUGUUUACAAACUGUUUAUCAAGAAGGCAUUUCAGCUGUACUGUAAAGGGAAAAACAAACCGAGAGAAUGCAUAUCAAAACAGUAUUUUUAUUUCUAGGUCUUCUUUGUUUGUUUCCUUUUGCAAUAAAAGUUUGCGACAUGUGUGUGCUGCAGGUGUAUUAAUCUGCUUCUCUUGAGCAUGAUGGCACACUGUGAUUUUUCUUUCCUCUUGGGUUAAAAUGUGGUGAAACUAACUUUCUCUUUCUUUCUCGAUUUCUCCCUCAUUCUCUAGUUAACCUUAUAUUGGGAUUCUGGUGCUGCUACAUGGUGAUUUGGGGUUCUUCCUAUCACAUCAACAAAAGACCUUUGUUGUAACUUUUCGCACAUUUUGGCAAAUCCAAAAAAAAGUGAGAGAUGUACAAAUGUUGAAGAAGGCUUUGCUGUCGUGAUAUGGCUUUUAUUCUCUGGGCAUACGUUUGCUUCGACUGCAAGAGCACAACAGUUCUACACAAAACUAAAGGGUCAGCGCAUCACACCAAACUACUUCAUUCAAGGCCAGAAUUGACCUGAACGCUAAGACUGAACCCCACUGGACCGGCCAGAGAAUGUGGACGACAGUUGGGUCUGACCGUAGUCUUUUUUUGUUGUUGACUUUAAUGGCUGAAUAUAGACAAUAGUGCAACACACCACAUAAACGGCUAGAAAACACCACUACAUAUGUUUCUCAUUACUUCAUAAAGGCAAUGAAACUGUAGUGUUUCUUAUUGUAGUGUUUUUACUUUUGUUUACCCCACUGUGUGAUCAAAGCUUGAUUAAACCUUCUCUGGUCAUGACUGCAUCCCAUAAUGCUCACUCCUCAGUAUGAAUCGAAUGUAAUGAUGGUAUGAUUAACAGAGAGCAACAUCUAGAUGUGCAUGUGGGCAGGAGUUUCUAAAAUGUUUCUAGAUUUGAAAUUGUGAUCUGAAAUUGUGUCAGUUUUUGGCCAGUCGUCUUAGGAAUUUGAUCGUCAGCUGUUAAAAGUUGAAAUUUUGAGUCUCAAAAUUGAUUCAUCUUCCAGGCACAUAACUGAAAUGUUCAUAAGACUGUAGAAUGUCUGAAAACCACAUUUAAAUUCAUGAAGUAUUUUGUAGAUUUUUUUUUUUUUUUUUAAUUCUGUGAUUUGAAGUCAAAAGUUUUUUGUUUGUAUCUUCACCCUAGCAAACAGUGUGUAUCUCUGGGUGUGCUGUGAAUGCAUAUCCAUGUUCUUUUACACGUUAUAUAUAUGAAUAUACAGCGUAUAUUUGACCUGCCAUCUUACCAGUUGGUUUGCUAUUUAUACAGGUCUGGGCACUUUUUUAUUUUAUUUUAAAGCUCUGCCUCCAGAUUUGCAUGUUUUAUAUUGAUGUACUGUUUGACAAUAAAAUGAAAAGCAUA